Molecule: messenger RNA, 594 nt
Organism: Candida tropicalis MYA-3404
Lineage: Eukaryota; Fungi; Ascomycota; Pichiomycetes; Serinales; Debaryomycetaceae
Product: NUDIX hydrolase
Exons: 1
Coding region: 1-594 (197 amino acids)
Source: RefSeq, a predicted model, not a curated record
AUGACCAUAUCACAUGAAGGGCAAUUAUUAUACACAUUAGGAUUUAUUCGCUGUAAAGAGAAUAACAAAGUAUUACUUUUAAAUAGAAACAAAGCACCAUGGAUGGGAUUAUAUAACGGAAUAGGAGGAAAAUUGGAAUCAGGUGAAACACCAUUAGAAAGUAUGAUUCGUGAAGGUAAUGAAGAGACAGGAUUAAAUUUACUUAAUUUUAAAAGUAGAGGAAUCAUGAGAUGGGAAGUAACUUACAGUGAUGAUGAAGAAGAAGAAGGAGAAAAAAGGGAUGGUUUCAAAAUUAAUAAACAUCAUAAAGAUCCAAGUUUAGGAGGAUUAUAUUUAUUUACUGCUGAUAUCUCAUUAGAACAAUAUGAGAAUUAUAGAACUCCAUUAGUUUAUAAUCAUGAAGGUAUAUUAGAUUGGAAAGAUUUAGAUUGGAUUUUACAUAAAGAUAAUUUAGGUGUCGUUGAUAAUAUUAAAAUUAUUUUUCAAAAUCUUUUUAAAAGUAAUCAACAUGAUUUAUUUACUGUCAAAUAUCAUAAUAAUCAUUUGAUAAGUUGUGUUUAUCAUCCAGGAAAGAAUCCAUUAACUGUUGAUUAA